AUGCAUACCAAUGUAGUCAAUGAUAGUUUCAUUAAUCCUGAAUUGAGAUCUGUGGAGCUCAUUCUUCAAAGUGCUGACAAUUUAAAAUGCAAGUUUGAGCGUGGGGUGAAUCAAUCUUUACUGUCAUUGACUUGCUCGAAAUAUGGAAAGAAUCCCGGAAAACAAAUCAAAUUCAUUGUGUUACCAUUUACUUUGGAUUUGGGUGAUCAAAUUAAGGAAUUUUAUGUGACCAUACGAGUCCUGAAAUCUCACGAAACUGGAAAUGAAAAUAAGAGAGCCUUCACAAGUGUGAAUGCUUGCUACAUUUCUCCCCUUUUGAAGAAUCUCAAUUUAUUACAGAGCUCAAAAAACAAGGUGUGGCCCUACGCUCCUCAACUACUGUGCAAUCAUCACAACCCUACAGGAGAACCAAAUUUUACAUCAGAGAACCCUGAUUUUACUGAUUUGACAGUUUCAGCAAUUCACUUUCCUCAUGGAUAUAAGCACAAUAGAGAUCCCAAUAAUAUAUAUUUGCAACUUUCAAACAAUAGAACAGGUACCUUGCAACUAUGGCCACAAAUUGUCAGCAUUCAAGUCCAAUUCGUUCCAAAGAUGAUUGGUGUGACUGUUGAACCAGUGUUGGUGACUGGUACGUUGGCAUUGAGCGAUAACACACAUGCUAUGAUUCUCAUCAUUACCCCUGAUGUGCAAAGUGUGGUACCUGUAGACAUUGUGUGUGAUAUUGUCGUGAUUAUUAAUCAAACAGUGAUACAGUCCAAUGGCGCUACUUACACAUUUGUCGAACCAUCUCCAAAUUUCUCAAUGUCACUCCCGCUUAAUAUUAUGCAAGGAAAUUAUCAAGGAAAUACUAGCGAAUACACCACUUCAGGAUCCUAUCAGUCACAGCAUCAACAGCAAACACAAAACAUUGGAACUGUGAUGGGAAUGAUGAACGUUCUGCAAAGUUUUGUUCAAGUCUUGAGCUCUAUUGAAGAAGGUUCCAACUAUCAAGUCAUCAUUCGAAACUUUUUAACGAGACAUGCCAACACUCGUGAUUUACUUGGUUUCAACCUUGCUGGACAUUUCAAGCUGAGAAAUUGGGAUUCUUUAGUCAAUGUUCUCAAACAAAAUGGUAUUGAACCCAUCAUUCCUGUAUGGGCCAAUACUUCUUCAGAGCUGAGGUUAACCCACACACCCUCUUCAUCAAUAACAACAUCAGUGAGUAGCGGUGGUGGCAUGAGUAGCGGCACAACUACGCAACCAUUACCAAAGGAGGAAGAAAAUGCAGACGUAAGAACCAAUAACAUUGUGGAAACCAUGAAAACUAAAAUCAGUGAAAUGCAACAACCGGCAUCAAGAAUUGAUGGCAUGAUUGAACGUGUCUAUCAAAAAGUGAAACAUGCUGCCUCCAUCGAUCGACUGCCAAAACCACCUACAGCAAGUUCAAACGACACCAUGAUCAGCCAAAAUGUGUGCAAUUCCUUAAUUCCAACUGCCAAUCUUGCCUCUAUUCUUGACAUUUCCAAGCGACACAUGGAUGCAAAAAAGGCACCUUACUUGAAAGUCAAAUUUAUUGCCUAUGAUCAAAACGCAUCUCAAAAUUCGCCACAAACAACUACACCCAAAUUGAAAGCAGCUCUCUUUAUUGCCAAGUAUAUUAUCGAAUUUGAUUCAGAGACUCAAUUAAUUACCUCAACGGAUCACGAACACAAGCCCAAUUUCCAUUAUCAAACCUUUUAUAAUCAAGAUGUUGCUGUGUUUAGGCAAAAUGAGGAAAUUGAGAGCUUCCUUAAGAAAUUUUCAGAUUUCAACUGUUCUUGGAAUGCAAACAUGCUUUAUGAUGAGAUCAAGUCCAACUCUGCGCACUAUUGUAUGAGUUUCUUAAAGUAUGCCAAUAUUUGGAAUGCAAACAUGCCCUAUGCAAAAUUCUUGACCAAUCUUUGUGAGAGAAAGCCAUUGAAUCCAAUGUUUUUAUUGCACCAGGACUUUUUCUUUAUGGAUUCUGUUCCAGUUUCCAGAUAUUUGGAGUCUCAAGAUGCUUUAACCUGGCAUUGGGCUCAAGCCAUCAAGGAUCACAUGAAAAACUCAUCUGACGCUCCUUUCUUCCAAUAUGAUUUCAACAAGGAUAACACUAUUUCAAAUGCAAAAGAUCCAAAGAACCGUCUAUAUGAAAGCAUGAUUGCAUUUACCUAUUUUUACACAACAUGUGCCAUCAACUUUUUAAAGACCGACGAAGGAACUAAAUUCCUCCGAUUUUGGAAAUAUUUGCUUGUGACCAACUUUAAUGAGCUACCACAAGACGUUUGGAGAGUAUUGGAACCAGUGACACAAAAAUUCAACUUGACCUUCCAAAGACAAUUAUAUAACAUUGUGUUUUUCUUGCAAUAUAUCAAGCCAACGGAGCAAUUCGAAGAGACACGAAAACAAAUUGAGAGUUUGGUAAACACAUGGGAAGGGAAUUCCAUACAGCAAGCUGUGGUGUUGUAA
Messenger RNA from Naegleria lovaniensis, 2466 nucleotides. RefSeq lists its product as uncharacterized. The record is from RefSeq and is a predicted model, not a curated record. The coding region runs from base 1 to 2466 and encodes 821 amino acids. Lineage: Eukaryota; Heterolobosea; Eutetramitea; Acrasida; Naegleriidae. The transcript has 2 exons.